Molecule: messenger RNA, 1374 nt
Organism: Cornus florida
Lineage: Eukaryota; Viridiplantae; Streptophyta; Magnoliopsida; Cornales; Cornaceae
Product: probable glycosyltransferase At5g03795
Exons: 1
Coding region: 178-1218 (346 amino acids)
Molecular function (GO): glycosyltransferase activity
Source: RefSeq, a predicted model, not a curated record
UUAUAUUUGGUCAUAAUGUUCAUAUGACCAAAACACGUUACAGCACGUCGCCUACCGAAAAUAUAGAAAAACCAGAGCUAGUUUGACCUUUGCAAGAAAACCCCAACCAACCCUCCCAAAACCACCACCACCAUCAUCAUCUUCAACCAAAACCUGCAACACUCAUUCCUUCCUCCAAUGGCGAUCAUCACUUCUCUCUCUAUCCUCCUCAUCCUCUUCUUCUCUCUCUCUACACCUUCUCUUUCCCUCACUUCACCGUACCUCUCUCCCACAACCCUCUUCCCAGAUUACCAAAAAAUGCUCAACUCUUUCAGAAUUUACAUUUACACCCCUCCCAAGCCCUUCACCUUCACCACACCAUCCGAGUCUCUCUUCCACUCUUCUCUCCUCAACAGCUCCUUCCUCACCCAAAACCCCAAUCAAGCUCACCUUUUCUUCGUCCCCUUCCCCUCCGAUCAAUCCAAACGCUCCCUCUCCCGCCACCUCAGGGACCUCAGGAUCAACCUCCCGUACUGGAACCGCACUCUCGGCGCCGACCAUUUCUUCGUCUCACGCGCCGGCGUCGCCUUCGAAUCGGAUCGGAACCUCGUCGAGCUGAAGAAAAACUCCGUCCAAAUCUCGUGUUUUCCGACCACCUCCGGCAACUUCAUCCCUCACAAGGAUAUAACUUUGCCUCCGAUGAGCCCUUCCUUACUCUCACUCCCCCACGCGCCGGUCAACGAAACGGCGAGGUUUGUAGGGUUUUAUUACAAGCGGAGUGGGGAAAAUGAGUCCAUUUUGGUCAACGAAUUGAACGGUGAUCCUGAGUUUCUGGUUGGAUCAGAGCCGUCUGAUUAUGUGGAGGGCCUAAGGAGGAGCAAGUUCUGUUUGUUCGUGUACGGUGACGAUGUGGUCUUGAUUGGGGAGGCGUUGACUUUUGGGUGUGUGCCGGUGGUGAUCACGGACCGUCCAAUUCAGGACCUGCCGUUGAUGGACGUGGUGAGGUGGUCGGACAUCGCGGUGUUUGUGGGGACAGGUGGAGGGGUUGAGAGAGUGAAGGAGGUGCUGAGUCGGAUCGGUGGGGAUCAGUACGAGCGAAUGCGGGAAUCAGGUGUGACGGCGAGUCAGCAUUUUAUAUGGAACGCGUCGCCGUUGCCGUACGAUGCGUUUCAUAUGGUGAUGUAUCAGCUGUGGCUGAGACGGCAUACGAUCAGAUACGCCCGGAGCGAAGUGGUUUGAUAAGGGGAUAGGAUCGGAUCAUUUGUCCUAUGGCCUUUGCCAUUACAACUAUUUUUGUUAUUUGUUGAUUAAUCAUUUGCGAUUGUGUACAUUAGUCAAUAUUUAAAUGUGUACGAUGUUAAAACCAUGUUAAUGUCUGAAGGGUGAAUUUAGAUA